Messenger RNA from Limanda limanda (common dab), 1875 nucleotides. Its product is annotated as cilia- and flagella-associated protein 52-like. Gene Ontology annotation, molecular function: protein binding. The coding region runs from base 1 to 1875 and encodes 624 amino acids. Lineage: Eukaryota; Metazoa; Chordata; Actinopteri; Pleuronectiformes; Pleuronectidae. The record is from RefSeq and is a predicted model, not a curated record. The transcript is spliced from 14 exons. Gene Ontology annotation, biological process: cilium assembly.
AUGGCUGAAAAAACACAAGGAGUCACUAAACUUGAACUGGAGGCUGUUAUUGGCUUCAAUGGACACGUGUUUUCUGGCUUGAACGUACACCCAGACAAAGAGCACCUCAUCUAUCCUCUGGGAUCCACGGUCAUUCUGAAGAGUCUCACAGACGGCAAGCUGGAGUUCCUCCAUGGGCACACAAACAAUAUAUCCUGUAUUUCAGUGUCCAAGAGUGGAUUGUAUAUUGCCACUGGACAGGUCAACUUCAUGGGCUUUGAGGCUCCAAUUAUUAUCUGGGACUAUAAACAGCGAACAAUCCAUGCCCAGCUGAACCUCCACAAGACGAAGGUAGAGGCGUUGUCUUUCUCUCCGAAUGACAAGUACCUGGUGUCCCUCGGGGGUCAGGAUGAUGGCCGCAUAUUCCUUUGGGAAGUUGAGACCAAGCAGUUCAUGUGUGGAAGCCCAGCCUCAGCUAACUGUUCUGGUCACUGCUUCACUCUUCAGUACUCGAAUACCAACGACCACGUCUUUGUUUCAGCUGGAAACGAAACACUGCGAGUCUGGGAGCUGAACCUCACCAACCGGAAGAUCACAGCCACAGAGUGUCAGGCAGGAAAGCUCAGGAGGAUGGUGAAGUGCAUAGAGAUCUCAGAGGACGAUCAGUUCAUUUUCUGUGGCACAAGCAGUGGAGACAUAAUGAAAAUCAACCUGAAUUCGAUGCACCUGAGUGACUGUGGUCCAGUUAAAACAAAAUACGAACUGGGUGUCAGUGUCCUGAAAAUACUGGAGUCCGGGGACCUACUUCUCGGAUCUGGAUCUGGUACCAUCACUCUGUGUUCCAGUGCUGACUUCCAAAUUCUCAAGAGUGUUGAGGUGGAAAAGGGGGUGACCUCCAUUGCUUUAAGCGGAGAAGACGACCAUUUCUAUGUUGGGACAGAGGCUGCUCGGAUGUACCGCAUCAGUUACAUGGACUUCAAUGCUGAACUAUUGUCCAGCAGCCACACGAGUGCUGUCAAGGACAUAACCAUUUUUAAUGGAACCUCUGAAUUAUUUGGAACCUGUGCUGAGCAGGACAUCAAGCUGUGGCACAUUGACAACCCCAAAGAGCUGCUGUGCAUAACUGUACCCAACAAGACCUGCAAUGCCAUGGACUUCAUGGCUAAUGGUCAAAGCAUCAUUAGUGCAUGGGACGAUGGUGCGAUUCGUGUGUUUGGGCCAGAAAGCGGUCGGCUCAUACUCAUCAUUCACAAUGCUCACAAAAAGGGGGUGACAGCCAUCGCUGGCACCAGGUCCUGCAAGAGGAUCGUCAGUGGAGGGGGAGAUGGAAAGAUGCGUGUGUGGGAGCUGGAGAAACAAGGCCAUCAACUGCUGGAGACCAUGACAAAGCACAAAGGCGCUGUGACUUGUAUCCAAAUCAAGUGCGACGACAGUGAGUGUGUCUCUGUCAGCACUGAUGGUUCCUGCAUCAUAUGGGACCUUGAGCGAUUCAUGAGUCUUCAGGUGAUGGCCACCAACACGAUAUGUAAGGCAGUGUGCUACCACCCAGAGGAACACCAGAUCAUUACCAGUGGCACGGACAGAAAGGUUGCCUACUGGGACGUGUACGAAGGUGCGACCAUAAGAGAAGUGGAGGGCUCCCAGUCUGGGCCCAUUAACGCCAUGAGCAUUUCCCAGGACGGCAAACACUUUGUAACGGGUGGAGAAGACAAGCUGGUGAAGGUGUGGGACUACAUGGAAGGCACAGUGACACACGUGGGGGUAGCUCAUGGUGUCACUAUCACCAGCAUCAAGAUGUGCUCCAACAACCGCACCUUAGUCAGCACCAGCGCAGACGGAGCCGUUCUCCGCUGGAAGUUCCCUCAUCCGUCGUCCUCCAAAUGUGACACUACAUGA